AUGGCCCCCGCGACGCGCAAGAACGAUCAAGACGCGCCGCCGGGAGGAGAGAGACAAGACGAGCUGGAAGCGCAGCUCACACAGCUACGUGCCGAGAUUACAGCCCUCCAAGCCAACAAUCAAGCGCAGCGUCAACCGCCGAUAGAGUCCAAGGCUCGCGUUCCGAGCUGCCUGCCGAAGUUCAAGGGGAAGCGCGACGACGAUGUGCGCUAG
This is a messenger RNA of Phytophthora nicotianae INRA-310, 213 nucleotides long. RefSeq lists its product as hypothetical. The transcript has a single exon. NCBI's taxonomy places the organism in Eukaryota, Oomycota, Peronosporomycetes, Peronosporales, Peronosporaceae. Bases 1 to 213 code for a protein of 70 amino acids. The record is from RefSeq and is a predicted model, not a curated record.